Messenger RNA from Racocetra persica, 548 nucleotides. NCBI's taxonomy places the organism in Eukaryota, Fungi, Glomeromycota, Glomeromycetes, Diversisporales, Gigasporaceae. The record is from the annotation of a GenBank genome assembly.
AGCAAAAUACUGAUUUACAAAAAAUUCAAACUCCCAAAAUAGACAUACACCCUUUAAUACAAGAAUUAAAAAUGGAUCCUUUAGAAGAAGUUUACGUUAAGACUGUUAAUAUAGAUAAAAAUUCUACUGGUAAUCAAUUAUCCGCAAUCAAAUUGAAUUCAAUACUAUACGAGCUAAGCAAGAGGAAAUUGCUAGUUGGUAUUCGUAUAGAAAGUUCUUCGAAAAAAAGACAUAGUGAAAUUUUACCUGAGAUUCUGAAAAAAUAUAAAAAUAUUACAAAACAAAAAGUAUAUGAGUUAGCAAGUAGUCAAAUUUAUGAUGAAAUGUUAUAUUAUCUUUCAGAAGAUAAGAUUUUGCGAAUUAAGACUUAUAGUGCAAAUAAACUUUCAAAAUUAAUUGAUACACAAAUCGAUACAAUCAUAUAUGAAGUGAGUCGUAUUACAAAAAAAUGUAGUACUAACCUCCCACUGCGUGAAAAAAUUUCACGCUCUCACAUGACCAACUCUGAACCUUCCCAUAAUCAAGAUUCAGAUAUAUCAGAAAUCCAG